CAUUGCAUUCCAUUCCAUCCCAUCAAUCCAAACAAUGGAAUUUUAUUAUAUACCAUCUCAUUCCAUUCUAUUCCACUACAACCCAUCAAUCCAAACAUAGCCUAAAGGAUAAACAAACCCUAGAAAACGUGAAGAAGUUAACUAUUGAGAUCCAUCGCCUCCGUUGUAUACUCCCAUCGUUCUAGAUUCAUUCAUUCAUUCCACUCUUACUUCUACUCAGAUUCAUAAUCUCAAUCACAACUCUAAGGUAUAUAUCCAAAUGUCUAAUUCAGCGGAUGAGAUAACGAUUCCGCCGCAGCUGACGAAGAAAGUUAAGCUCAGCAGCGAGUGUGAAAAUGAAGAUAGACUCAGUGACUUGCCCGAAAGUGUUAUCCUUCACAUUCUCUCCUUUCUGAACACCAAACAUGCUGUUCAAACUUGUGUUUUAUCCCCAAUAUAUAAAGAUCUUUGGAAACGUCUUCCUGCUCUUACAUUGCAUAAUAGAGACUUUCGUAAUUUCAAGAUAUUCACCACAUUCGUGUCUAAGAUUUUAUCUCUUCGUGAUUCCUCUAUCUCACUUCAGUCUCUUGAUUUUCAGCGUCAUAAUGGCCGCUUUGAGCCUCAACUUAAAAAGAUUGUGAAUUACGCUAUUUCACACAAUGUCCAGCGGUUACAACUUUGUGUCAAUUGUGACAUUGCGCAAAUUCCUCAUAGCCUAUUUUCAUUUCAGCCUUUAACACAUCUUGAGCUUUCUAUUGUGCAACGUGAUAGACAUAGUGAAACAGAGUUCCCAAACUCAUUCAGUUUGCCUGCAUUAACACAUCUACAGCUUUCUGUUGCGCAAAGGGAUAGAAAUCUUAAAACUCAGUUCCUAAACUCUCUUAGUUUGCCUGCAUUAACACAUCUAAUGCUUUCUGGUUAUUCAAAUCUGUUUCCGGAUUCUCUUGAUUUACCGGCGUUAACUAGCUUGCAACUAGGGCACUUUACGUUUUGUGUCAGUGGUAACAAUUGCGCUGAACCAUUUUCUAACUUUAGUAGGUUGAGUAGUUUGCUCAUUUCUGAUUGUACCGUGAAAGGUAAACUUUGUAUAUCAAGUGCGACGCUUGUUAAUUUUACGAUGUACAAUCACUCGGAAGACUUUUACAUGAUUGAGCUAUGCACUCCAAGUCUUUGUGCGUUUACUUUUAAUGGUACUCCUUAUCAGAGAAUCAUUGGGAGCAAUAUUUCUUCUCUUAAACAUGUAGAUAUCCAUGCAGAAAUACAUUCAGAUACUGAGGCACCUCCUCUGUUUCUAUACAGCUGGCUCCUAGAGUUUGCUGAUAUAAAAUCAUUGACAGUCACUGCAACUGCUCUUCAGGUUCUCUGCUUAUUUCCUGAUCUGUUAAAGCAUAAACACCGUUCCUUGGGUAAGUUGAAGUCAAUGAAAGUGGAAAUUGAUGAAAUUUUGUAUGGACUUCGCUUGACACUAUGCGAGUACAAGUUAAAGACAGUGAAGUCAAAGAAAGAAGCUACCAGGAUAAAAAAAGCAUAUGCAUCAGGAUCGGAACCGUCUCCACCAGUACCUGAUGGGAUAGUGGACUUCUUGCGUCAAAAUUCGCCCACAGCAAAAGUUGACUUCAUAGAUUGCACAAAAAAAUCUGAACCUGGUUGUUAUAAUCCUUCAGAGUUCAGAUGCAAUGCAAGUAUGGACAUACAUACUAGGCAAAGUUUAUUAGAAGAUAUUAAGUGAUCCAUUGUGUUGGGGGUUAUGGACAAUGGUCCCUUUGUCAGAUAUUAUUCAUGUAGAUCUAGAAGCAAUGGUACAAGACAGUUGAGAAAGUUGUGCAACAGUAUUUAGUAUUCAAAAUUGAUGUUGGUGACUUGAAGUGCCGAAUUUUGUUUAUGUAUGCACAGAUCAGAUUAAGCAUGCACAAUUCCAUUGACAACUACUUUAAUCUCGAAUUUUUAUUCUUGUAUUGUAUUAUAAUGUAUUGCAUUACUUUGAUGUUGAUUUGUAUUCAUUGAAUGUGAUUUCACCGCUGAACUAUGUAUGCUUAAUCUGAUAUGAGGAAUUGUGGGCUAGGGAAUUUGGCAUUUCAGGAACUUACGAUGGUAUUUAUAGUGUGUCAAUGGAACACUGAUUUCAUGUCCUCCAAUGUUUCAGUUCCAAAUUCCAAUACUGCCAUUUGAACAUACUUUGUAUGCUUUACAA
Molecule: messenger RNA, 2170 nt
Organism: Medicago truncatula (barrel medic)
Lineage: Eukaryota; Viridiplantae; Streptophyta; Magnoliopsida; Fabales; Fabaceae
Product: putative F-box/FBD/LRR-repeat protein At1g78760
Exons: 4
Coding region: 260-1708 (482 amino acids)
Molecular function (GO): protein binding
Source: RefSeq, a predicted model, not a curated record